UUUUAGCCCUCACCAGUGGAAGUGUUGUCAUAAAGUUGAGCCAGCUGGGCUUUGGCAAGCAAGCUUGGGGAGGGACUCAAUGCCUGGUGGUUCGGGGAGUUGUGAUCCAAAAUUUCCCCCAUUGUGGGGAAAGGAAGAAGAAAACUUCCCUGAACAUCCCCUGCUGAAUGGGGAUUUAGCCUCAGAAAAGUUCCAGAUGGCCUCUUCUUGCCCCAUGGGGUCCGUUGAUAGCCUGGAGCUUCUAGACCUUCUCUUUGACCCACAGGAUGGGGUCUUGUGGCUCAUGGAGCUGGGAGACUCUGACUGUGCCCAUGCUGAGGACAAACAAACCCAGUUGGCUCCAGAACCAGACAAGUUCCUUAGCUCCAUCUUAGGAGGUGGGGACUCUAUCUCCAACUCCCCAAUCUGGUCGCCAGCUGCUAGUGACAGUGGGAUCUCUGAAGAUCUGCCCUCCGAGCCUCAGGACAGUCCACGGUGUUUUCAGGCUGGAACCAGCCCAGAUGGCCAACAAAAGGCUUCUCUGCCUUCCUACUGUCAUGGUGGCCCCUGCCCUGGCUCCACUGGGCCUGAAGGGCCAAAAGCCCAACAGCUAGAGUCAUCUGUAUCCAUAGAUCUGGAAAUGUGGAACUCAGACGGCAUCUUCCAGGACAGCCCCGACCUGACAGGCUCAAGUCCAUCCUGUAUCCUCACAGUCAAGGAUCUGCUCCUGUCCAGUAAUGCAGACCUGCAGCAGCAGGGCUCUCCAAGUGUGCAGCGGCCCAGCGUCGGGCAGAGCCAGGAACUGGUGCUGACUGAGGAUGAGAAGAAGCUGCUUGCCAAGGAGGGCAUCACUCUGCCCACACAGCUGCCCCUCACCAAGUAUGAAGAACGAGUGCUUAAGAAGAUCCGAAGGAAAAUAAGAAAUAAGCAAUCAGCACAAGAGAGCCGGAAAAAAAAGAAAGAAUACAUCGAUGGGCUGGAGCUCUGCAUGUCAAAGUGCACAGCCCAGAACCAGGAGCUUCAGAGGAAGGUCUUACACUUGGAGAAACAAAACUUGUCUCUCAUGGAGCAACUAAGGAAACUCCAGGCCCUCAUGGUACAGACGACCAGCAAAUCAGCCCAGACCGGCACCUGUAUAGCAGUCCUGCUGCUGUCUUUUGCCCUAAUCAUCUUCCCUUCCAUCAGUCCUUUCGCCCCCAACAAAACUGAGGCACCUGGAGACUUUAUGCCAGUCAGAGUAUUCUCCAGAUCACUGAACGCUGAUGCUGCUUCCCGGGUGUUCCACGCUCCAGUCCCAGGCGGGGAGGAGCUAGGACCCCGAGCCCCUAGUCACUGGAGCCGGUAUCCCCAGGAACCCAGCAGCCCAAGGCCUCAGUCUGAUGCUGCCACGCCAGGCAAUGGAACGCCGGCCCAGACACCAGAGCUGGCCCUCUUGGACAGGAUGGAGCCCCGCCACACUAAGGCUACAGGAUUGCUAGAGGCCGAGGAGGAGCUCUGAGAGGCCCCUCCCCCUGGAGACCCCACUCCACCCAGAGGCUAGGCCGUACUAUUCCUACAGUGUUGUGGGGGAGUUUUAGCUCCCCCAGCUUUAAGUGGAGUGGUCCAAUAUGGGGCAGGUCCCUGCUCUUCUCUUGAAAGUAAGCUACACCCUACCACCCUGGGCUGGACCCAGGCCAAAUGAGGUGGUCACCCCCUACCUCCCUUUAUGUCUUCCCUGCUUCUGACUGAGAAGCUAUUAGACAAAGACUGAAACAUACACAGACUCACAAAGGAUAUAAAAAAUGGAAGGAACCUUAAAGAUCAGGUCAGUCGUGAUUCUGCAUGUGAGAACACUGAUGCCCAAAGGUGGGGCAGGAACUCACUUAAGGUCAUCCAGAGAGUCUGGACCUGGUUAGGACACGGGCCAGAACCACAGUCCCAGUCCAGUGUAAAUUUUAUAAAAACAUAUAUUACUACCAACAAUAUAUCCCCAGGAACAAAUCUGUCCCCAUGACCAGGCUAAGGUACAUGUCCUGGCAUCCCUGAGAAAGAUAAUUC
Messenger RNA from Sarcophilus harrisii (Tasmanian devil), 2016 nucleotides. RefSeq names its product cAMP responsive element binding protein 3 like 3 (gene CREB3L3). NCBI's taxonomy places the organism in Eukaryota, Metazoa, Chordata, Mammalia, Dasyuromorphia, Dasyuridae. The record is from RefSeq and is a predicted model, not a curated record. Gene Ontology annotation, cellular component: nucleus. Gene Ontology annotation, molecular function: DNA-binding transcription factor activity, RNA polymerase II-specific; RNA polymerase II cis-regulatory region sequence-specific DNA binding. Gene Ontology annotation, biological process: regulation of transcription by RNA polymerase II. The transcript is spliced from 10 exons. Bases 80 to 1477 code for a protein of 465 amino acids.